Molecule: messenger RNA, 2184 nt
Organism: Daucus carota subsp. sativus
Lineage: Eukaryota; Viridiplantae; Streptophyta; Magnoliopsida; Apiales; Apiaceae
Exons: 5
Coding region: 1-2184 (727 amino acids)
Biological process (GO): DNA integration
Molecular function (GO): nucleic acid binding; zinc ion binding
Source: RefSeq, a predicted model, not a curated record
AUGGAUAGAUCCAAAUUCAAGUGCUUCAACUGUGGGAAUGCAGGUCACUUUGCAAAUGAAUGCAGAAAGCCUAAAGCUGAGAAGAGGUCCAGUGAAAACAUGGACUACAAAAAGAAAUACUAUGAACUCCUCAAGCAAAAAGAAAGAGCAUUCAUUACAAAGGAUGAUUGGGCAGCUGGAGAUGAUUCUGAUGAAGAGGAGGAAAUUAAGGAAGCUAACACCUUCCUUAGUGAUAGAAACAGUGCUCUGGAAACUCAGUUCAUUGAGUUUGAGAAACUGAAAAUUGAAUGUCAGACAGCCAAAGAUGAUCUUUUGGUUGUCUUAAAAAGAGAAGAGAUCAUAAGAAAACAGCUUGAUAAGGAACAAGAUAUGAUUGCCAGAUGGAAAUCUGGAAGGAAUGUUUCUGCUAAUAUUAUCAACAUGCAAGGUAGAGAAACCUUUGUUGAGAAUGAAUGGAAAAGAGACAAGAAAGUUCUUGAGAUCUCAGAGGCCAGUUCAAGUGAUGAAAAUACUGAUGAUGAUCAUCAGUUGAAACCCAAAGCUUCAAUUGAUGAAAGUCAUCAGUUGAAUAAAAAUUCAUCAGUCGAGAAGAAAGCUCUCAAGAAACUUAACAAGAAAUAUGGUCCUGUUAAGAAGAAAUUUGUCAAAGGUGAGAAUAACUCUUCUGAGACUAGUGAGAGUGUAAACAACAUUCAAAAUUCUAGUAAUAAGACUAAGAAGAAACUGGACGCUAGUGAGUCUAAAUCAGAAGAGACCAAAAAGAAAAAGGAAAAUAGGAAUGGUAAGAUUGAAGUCAAUAAGCACACUAAUUACACUCCCAAUGCUAGUGCUCUUAGGAAAACCUGCAGUAAAUGUGGUAGUGUCAAUCAUUUAUCUGCUAAUUGUAAAACUGUGAUUGCUCCUAAUUCUUCAUUGCCUAUUUCUAUGCCAUCUGUUUCUCACAUGAACUUAUCUGCUAUGAGCAUGAUGCCUAGUUUAUUACCUCACAAUCCAUAUUCUCAUACUAGCAUGCCAUAUAUGUUCAAUCCGUAUUUCAAUGCUUUUAACUUUCCUCAAUUUCAUUCAAACAUGCAAGGCAUCAAUAACAUGUGUAUGCCUCAAAUGCCUAUCUUAAAGAGUAAUGUUGAUACCCCAAUUUCUCAAUCAAAACCAAAGAUUGAAUCCUCUCAAUCCAAGAGGAAGAUUGAGAAUGAAGGGAAAGCUGUUAUGACUAACAAAUCUGGACCCAAAACAAUUUGGGAUGAAGCUGGGAAAAUCAUUAUCAAUCACAUCAAGACAUUAAACAACAAUCCAGAUGUCAAAGUUGAAAGAAUAAGGAGUGAUAAUGGGACUGAGUUCAAUUAUUCAGUGAUGAAAGAAUUUUGUGAAGAUAAGGGAAUUAUUUAUGAGUUCUCUGCACCAAGAACUCCACAACAAAAUGGAGUAGUAGAAAGGAAAAACAGAACUCUUAUUGAAGCUGCAAGAACCAUGAUCAAUGAAGCUCAACUCCCAACCUAUUUUUGGGCUGAGGCUGUGAAUACUGCUUGCUUCACUCAAAACAUUUCCUUAAUAACCAAUUCUCAUAAUCUGACUCCCUUUCAACUCUUUAAGGGAAAGAAGCCAACAAUUAGCUUUCUUCAUGUAUUUGGAUGCAAGUACUAUGUUCUAAGGAAUCAAGGUGAAAAUCUUGGAAAUUUUGAAGCCAAAGCAGAUGAAGCUAUUUUUGUUGGAUACUCUAAUGGAAAAACAUUUAGAGUAUACAAUCUGAGAACCAACAUUGUUAUGGAAUCAAUUCAUGUAGUUUUUGAUGAUAAAAAGAUUCAAGGUUCGUCAGAUGAAGUAUUUCAUGACAAUCUCAGAUUUGAAAAUGAAGGUGAAGGUGAUCUAUAUGAUAGUGAUGAUGAAUGUGAUGAUUCUGCUCAGAAUGCUGGAAUUAAUCCUGGAAUCCAUAUUCCUACUGAUGAGCUGUUGCCACAUGAGAUAACAACCAUUGAAAAUUCAACUGAAGCAUCAGUUGAAACUACUGUGGAAGCAUCAGUUGAAACUCCUCUAGAUUCAUCAGUCGAAAGAAUUGAACUGGAAGAGGAGGUGUAUGUGAGUCAGCCUCUUGGUUUUGAAGAUCCAGACUUUCCAGAGUAUGUAGACUUCUUAUUGAAAGCACUUUAUGGUUUAAAGCAAGCACCAAGGGCCUGGAUGCAAAAUUGA